AUGACAUGACACUGAUGGACGAGGCACAACGCGUGGCACGGGGCGAUUUAUCAACUGUUGUGUAGAAUUAUCAUUACAAUAUCGUGUAAAAUUGGCUUGAAGAAGAAAUCAGCAAUAUAGAAGCACGCCUCCAGAUUUCCUUACUUGUCAUGGCUAGUUCACAAAGUGAAAUAGGCGCAAUUUCAAAGAAAAAGAAAAGGCCCAGAAGAAAAUACAAAGAGGGACACUUCAACUUGUGCCACAUGCCAUGCACGUUGUCGGAUAAUCUCCUUUCUCUCCCUGAUCGGGGUCGGCGAAAGCAUAAUUUUAGGCAGACUAAAACAGUAAUCAGUGACCGACAAGACCGAGACACAGAUAGUUUCCAGAGCACAGAUAGUGAUGCAGAUGUAUCUGGUGUUGAUUCUGACAUCGACAUGUAUGGCAUUGGUCGUGUUGGUUCUGCCAGCCAUCAUGAUCAUGAUGGUGAUGCGUUCGCUUUGGGCCUCGGGCCCAGUAGUAGGUCUAACCCAUUGCCUCCUUCGACUUCAGCUUCGAUAACAUGGGACUCCAGUUCCGAUAGCAUGGAAGAAGAUCCAUCAAAUCUCUCAAGUGCAAAAAUACGACAUCAACCUAUCCAUGAACUUGAUGAAGUACAUGUACAUAUAAGUGAUGGUGAUUGUGGUCAAACUCGAAGGAAUGGAAAGCUGGAUAAAAUGCCUUUACUUUCCAGGUCAUCAGAUGAUGACUCAAAUAGCUCAACCCAACAGAACCCCAACAGUGGAGACAACACAGAGAGUGAAGAGGAUGCCCUCGUCGAAUCUAGUCCAUUAGAUGAGGAUGAUCAGCUUAACCGCCAUGACCUGCUCGUACAUUCUAGCUCAUCAGAUGACGACACAAAUAGCUCAACCCAACAGAACCCCAACAGUGGAGACAACACAGAGAGUGAAGAGGAUGCCCUUGAGUCUAGUCCAUUAGAUUCUGAUCAGCCUGACCAUGACCUGGAUGGUCUGCUGUAUCCAGAUGCUCAAGUGACAAAGAAGGAGAGUCUGCUGCUCAUUAUGGCCCAUUGUCUUCGGCAUGGAUUGACACAUGAAGGUCUAAGCAGUCUGUUGCAGCUGCUCCAGUUUCAUUUGCCAAGGGACACCUUCUUUCCGGUCUCCAAGUAUCUUUUUAACAAACAUUUUGAAGGUUUUUGUGGCCCUCUUGAUUGUCAUGUAUACUGUGGUUCAUGUCAAGGUUAUGUUGGGACAGACGGCAGACCUUGUUCUGACUGUGGGAAAGUCAUCCACUAUGAUGACAGUAUCACCUCUGGUAACUACUUCAUUAUUUUUAGCAUUUCCCAACAGAUUAAGAUACUUCUAGAAGAUCCGCAAAUUCAAAAUAAACUCUCCAAAAGUAGUGAUAAUGUACACAGUGGCCUCUGUUACCAACAGCUUCCAAUGGGAGAGGGUGACCUCAGUGUUACUUGGGGAUCGGAUGGAGCAGCAGUCUUCAGUUCCUCAAAUUUCUCCAUUUGGCCUCUUCAAUUGAUGAUCAAUGAACUGCCCUAUGCAGUUAGAAGGAAGCACAUUUUGUUGGGUGGCCUUUGGUUUGGAAGUGGGAAGCCAAGGUUUGACUCAUUUCUGAAGCCAGUUAUCCAAGAAAUGAACAUAAUGAGUAGUAAAGGAGUGUCUUGGGUAGAUGCAGGCUUAAAUCCUAGAAACAGUAAGGUGUUUCCCGGGCCACUUACAUGUGAUAGCGUGGCCAGAUGCCAACUGCAGAACAUCAUGCAGUUCAAUGGCAAAUACGGCUGUUCAUGGUGUCUCCAUCCAGGUGAACAAGUUGAAAAGGGUAGAGGACACGCAAAUGUGUACCCUCUGACUAACUUGGAAGAACUACCCAGGCAAAGGGACGAAAGGGCUUUCAAACAAGACUGUCAUUUGGCAGUUGAAACAAACACAACUGUCAAUGGCGUGAAAGGGCCAUCCAUCAUUUUGUUAUUAUUUCACUUUAACAUCAUCUCGGGCUUUGUUGUUGAUUAUAUGCAUACAGUUUGUCUUGGUGUAGUCAGAGCAUUGACAUUUCUAUGGCUAGAGAAUACAGAGAAGCCAUGUUAUAUUGGCAAUUGUUUGUCUAUGUUGAAUGAACGACUUAGCCACAUCAGACCUCCUGCAGAAGUCAUGCGUAUUGCAAGAUCGCUCUCUAACAGAAGAUACUGGAAGGCCCAUGAAUGGAGAGCCUGGCUUCUGCACUACUCACCAUCAGUUCUUAAACAUGUACUUCCUUUUACAUACUAUGCACAUUGGAUGACCUUGGUCACUGCAGUGUAUAUUUUGUCGAAAAACUGUGUGGACCAUACAAUGAUAAAUCAAGCAGAGGUUCUCCUAGUAAAAUUUGUUCUUGAGUUUGAAGAUCUGUACGGUAAAGAAUACAUGACAUAUAAUGUCCAUCAGCUCAUUCACAUGGCCGAUUCUGUUAGGAACUGGGGUCCACUAUGGUCAAUAUCUUGUUAUGCUUUCGAAAGUAUGAAUCACAAACUUGGUAAAAUGAUUUCAGGUACUCAGUACGUACAAGUUCAAAUUUCUAAGAAGUUUUUGCUGAGCAGAAUACUCCCUCAUAUUGCGCUGGACUGUUUUCAGGAAAGUGAAUCGCAGAGGAAUUUCUUUGAAUCAAGUAUCAAUCACUUUCCAUUGUCAAAGUCUAUUCAAAGAGAUGUCUCUGGCAUUUUGCUUAGAGGUGCACCCAAACUGCUUCGGCUUGGCAACAAUGAAGGCAAUUUGCUACAACAAUUAGGAUAUACCUGUGAAACUGUACUUUGUUAUAGUAGGGUCUCUAUACGAGGUGUAACUAUUACAACUGAUACACACACCCAUAAACGAAGGAAGCGAAUAGACUGCUACAUCAGCUUAAAAAAUGGCACGGUUGCAGUUGUAAAAAGAAUCAUCUUGGUAUGUUUAUCGUGUAAUGAGAUAAACUCAUGCAGCUGUGAGAAAACAUGCAUGCUAUAUGUGUCUGUUCUCAAAAUAAGAAGUAUUUUUGUUGUGGACAGGCAAAGAUCUAUAACACAUGGCGGAUUACAUAGUGUAAAAGGUCAUAAAGAAUACAGGUUAUGUUCAUUAACUGAGUUUGAGAGCAAAGUUGCUUUUAUUGACACUGGUAAAGAUGAAGUACUGUCAAUUCUUCCCAACAUUGUUGAUCAGGACUAAAUGCUUGUAACCUGAGAUCCUUGGGAACAAUUCUGGCAAAUGUUUAACUUGAUGUACUGAAGUGUGUGUUUGUGUUAUGUUCACUAUCAUAGGGCGAGUCUGAAAUUUUGGUCUUAGGUUUUCUUGGGAUGGGAUUAUUAAAUAAUCUUUUCAAAACAUGAAUAUGUUGAGGAUUAAAAAACACAAUUUCUAUUCACAAAAUUUAAUGUGGACUGUG
Molecule: messenger RNA, 3381 nt
Organism: Acanthaster planci (crown-of-thorns starfish)
Lineage: Eukaryota; Metazoa; Echinodermata; Asteroidea; Valvatida; Acanthasteridae
Source: RefSeq, a predicted model, not a curated record